Molecule: messenger RNA, 1837 nt
Organism: Carassius carassius (crucian carp)
Lineage: Eukaryota; Metazoa; Chordata; Actinopteri; Cypriniformes; Cyprinidae
Product: glucose-dependent insulinotropic receptor-like
Exons: 1
Coding region: 722-1837 (371 amino acids)
Biological process (GO): G protein-coupled receptor signaling pathway
Cellular component (GO): membrane
Molecular function (GO): G protein-coupled receptor activity; phosphatidylcholine binding
Source: RefSeq, a predicted model, not a curated record
GAAGAGAAACAUCUCAGAUUUACCAACAAAACGGACACAGGCAUAUCAACUCAUUUAAAAUGAAAGAACUAAUCUUUUGUCCUCAUCCUGAAGCCAUCCAAAUCUAAAAGAUGCAUUAAAGAUCCAAGAAUGACCACUGGGAAUCCUUCUUCUGGACUUCAGAUGAAAUAUGUUCUCCGUUAAAUUUAUUGGACUUCUCCACUAUGAGAUUGGAUUUUCAUGAAAAAGGAGUUCAUCUGCUUCUCAUCACUUUUUCAGGCAAGGAACACUCUUAGACAUCUGAGAAGUAUCCUGAGAAUAUUUAAAGGAUAAAGAUUUGAUCAAUAUCCAUUAUCUUUGCACUUUAGGUGGUGUUUGAGGACAUUACCCCCUUCUAUGUAAAGCGUUUUAAGUGACCAGAAAAUUGUUAUAUAAACAUAAGGAAUUAUUAUUAUUAUUAUUUAGUAAGGUAAGGUUGUAAAUUCUAAAUAAUCACAUUUUCAUGGAUAUAGCCACCUCCAGUAGGAAGUAUGUUCAGAUGGGACCUGGAUGACAGCCAAACAGAACAAGGGGUGGAUAAAUGAAAGUACAGCAGCAAAAGAAGGAAUAUGUUAUGUUUUUCCCAAUCUGAGAAAAGAAAAUCUACAUUUUCAUGUCCAUUUCUUCCUCUUGAAACCAUCAGUAUCUUGGUCAACUUUGAAAAAAAUAAAUUACAUUUGAUGUAACAUUGAUCGCUUAGAACAUGACUCAGGAGACAUCCUUGGAAACUAUGAGGGAGAACUAUGAAGUGACAUCACCCAUUCCACAGCUCACAACCCCUGCUGUAAUAGAAAGUGAAGUUGUGGCCAUGGGCUAUAUUCUUAGUGUUGGAUCCAUUUUGAUUAUCUCCACCAACCUUUUAGUCUCCAUUGCCCUGGUCCUGCUCAUCCGCAAGAGGGGCUACCGGAGUUGGUGUUUUGUCUUAAACCUAUCCAUCGCGGACAUCCUAGUUGGCAUGGCAAUCACUGGCAUUGCCACUGAUGCUCUCAAAGGAACCACAGCCUCCAUGGAGAAGGACAUUUGUUUGUUGCGCAUGACCUUUAUCAUUGCACCCUCUGCAGCCUCCAUCCUAACCAUGUUCUUGAUCUCACUGGACCGCUAUGUAGCUAUAAAGUUGCCUCUGCGCUAUUUGCAGUUAAUGAAUAAUAAGAUGAUUGCUGGGGCUCUGGUUCUCAUCUGGCUCAUCUCGAUGUCUGUGGGAUUUUCACCCAGCAUUUUGAAACCAUUGCAGAAGGAAGACUAUCACAAGGUCUGCACGUUCUUCUCCGUCAUAGAGCCCAAGAGCAUUAUUGUGGUCUUCUGCCUUUUUUUCUUUCCACUGCUCUCUGUCUUUAUCUAUUUUUACAUGGACAUCCUGAAAAUUGCAUGCGGCCACCAAAAGCGCAUCCAUGCCCAGCAAGCAGGGUCACACUUUCUGACGUCUAGUCAUUACUGGGGUCACGUAAAAGCCCUGCGGACUGUCGCCAUGCUAGUUGGUUGCUUCACACUCUGCUGGUGCCCUUUUUUUGUGGUCAGUAUUGUGCAGGCAUCAUGUCCAACUUGUAAACUCUAUCACAUUUUGGAGAACCAUCUCUGGCUGUUGGGACUCUCAAACUCCCUUAUAAAUCCCCUUGUUUAUGCCUGCUGGCAGCGAGAGGUGAGAAACCAGCUCUGUGAGAUCUUUGCUCAUAUAAAAGUCAGGUUGUGUCUUGUGACACAUUCUGAGACAGCAGACAGAUGCCUCACAGACCACCCGACUGUCACUCAGGCAGUGAUGUUUUGUGACAAGAUGAUAGCCACCCCGUUAAACUGCAGUAGGUAUUUCACAACUCCCGAAUAA